This is a messenger RNA of Nothobranchius furzeri (turquoise killifish), 5861 nucleotides long. The record is from RefSeq and is a predicted model, not a curated record. Lineage: Eukaryota; Metazoa; Chordata; Actinopteri; Cyprinodontiformes; Nothobranchiidae.
CUAAUGUGCUGCCAUUGCAGUGAUAUAGCACCCUGGGCAGCCAACAGAUCUGAGUGCUGGUUGAAUCGUGUCUGUGUGUGUGAGUGUGUGUGUGUGUGAGUGUGUGUGUGAGUGUGUGUACGUGUGUGUGCAUGUGUUUGUGAUGGCCUUCAGAUGUAUUAAGAUGGAACAAGAUGAGCUGCAGCUGAUGAGAAGUCAAGGCUGCUUUAUUCAGACAUUGCACCAUUCCAUCAAAUGUGAUCAAAUCAGCUGGGAGGUUGUGGUCAUGACUGUGUGCCGGUGUUAUGCACAUCAAAUGUGAUGAAAAGAACAGAAGAAAACAAAUAAACCUAUAGAGGCUGUAAACAUUAACAUGGGAGGCAAUGGGAACUUGCUCCUAUCUGAAUCCAGCCCCUAGUGGAUGAGCGGAGAACUGCAAUUUGGCAGGCAGAGUUUACCCCCUUGGAAGAUCCUGGUGAUUCUGGCCUCCUACACCAGUGGCACCCAUUCAACCGAGUUGCCUUGAUCACAGCGGCUAUAAACAUUCAAGACAGAGCCAAGUGGAGGAGUGCAGUGUUUUCCCUUAAGACUGACAUGGGGGAUUAAACUCUAUUGAAAGAAAAAAACCAAAUCUAUUAGUUUUGGACAAAGGAAUGUAUCUAAAGAUGUUCACAAUAUACGGAGUUUGGUCAAAUGCUGAACAAGAUUAUCUUCAUUCUGACUGAUAUAAUGGCAAUGAAAAGAAGCUGAAUUUACAUAGGCAUUUAUUAAAUCCUAUAUUUUAGAAAUCUUAGUCUUUACAAAGUAAAAGAUGCAGAAACAUUGAUAAAGAAUGUAAAGCAACGUUUCCUUGCCCUGCAAUUUUUGCAUAAGCCUUCAGCUGCCCUGGAUGCAAGGAUGGAUAAAUCCUCUUUUUCAGACAGGACUGGACUUUCAGCAUCAACUCAUGUGUGUCAACUCUCCUGAAGUAUCACAGAUGUCCCUGAAGCUGUGUGCUGAUAAAAGCAGCUGUGAAUUGGUUUCUUAUCAAAAGAACCAGGAUCAUUACAAAAGGGAGGCAUUUAACCUGCCGACUCAUCCGUUUUACACACAGGACCAACGGGAAGGUUUAUGGCGACUGAUGGCUCGCUUGCUUGGCUUGCAUUCUCACAGCUCCAUUUACUUAACAAGAAAAUGAGGUUUAAAGCACAUUGCUGUCUGUUUUUGUAAUUAAAGUAUUUAGAGACUGAAAAAAUACCUGAAUCUGUAAAAGAACUUAUUGGUUGUGCAUGUUUUUUGUUCAAACCAAAUACCAGUGAAAUAAAUUUAGGAUAAAUACUGCUACUUCAUCCUCCUACACUGCUGAAGGCUGAUCACCACAUUAUAACAGGUUUGCUCACAGAAGACGCUGUGACUCACAGGUUACACCACGGUGGCAUCAUAUCAGUAAAUAUUGAAACGUGUGUCUGUUCUCACAGUUUUUCUGUAUUUCAGCUAUGAAAUUUAAAGAGAUAAUUUAUGACUUUUUUCUUAAGUUAUAGUUAGUUGAUACAAAAUAUAUUGAUGAAGUUCUUUGCACAAAGUCCCUUUCACGAAAUGUGAUUUGAGCAGUUUUGUUAUUGAUAGUUUCAUACCCGAAUGAGCCGUUUCAGGGCUAAAAAACAAACUGGAGCUGGCCACGCCCCAAAGCUGCUAGAGGCUGAGAAGCUACCACAUCUGGCUGCUCCCCCAGCAGCAUCUUUUCCUUGCAUGUGAGAAGUGGUUCUAUUCUACUCCCCCUGUUUGUGACAUCACAAAUCGGGACUUUUUGAAACGGAUUGUUUUAAGGACAUAAUUCUUCAAGCCAAACUCUGACAGAUAACUGAAUGUUUGGAAUGUUUAUAGAGGCAGUAGAGACACGGCAGCAUAAAUGGAUGCAAAAGGUGAAUUUUGCAAAAUAUGUUUAAAGUCUAAUAUGAUGUUAGGACAGUGCACACACUGUAGAAGCAACAAGAGAGGCAGCAGCUAAUGCUGCAUGUGGGCUAAAGUCUUGCUAACUGUUGAAGAGAAAACAUCUACUUAGAAUCUGCAGGAGCAAUCCCAUAGUUGCAAAAAUUUUCCAAAAUAUACCAUCACACUCACUGAGUGUGUGAUUCGGAUAUGCAGAUUUAAAUCACCAUACAGUGUCAGGCUACAGGGAAAACACCAGAUAGGGAGGGGAUGAGGUUCACCACUGAAUUAACAAACAUCUCCCACAAGGUAGUGAGGUUGGUGUUACGAAAUCACCAGGUCAACUAAGUUGCGCGUUUGGCCAGAAGGAGGCGCGGUGCGCCUUUCGUCCUUCAUUUGAAUUCAACAAUUAAUGCGCAAGUUUGUACAACCACACAGAGGAAAGAGCAGAGACUCGCAGGCAUGCGCAGAAUUUAGUAGAUUUAAAGAACUCUGCCAGAAGUGACUAUAUGUUCUCCAAAAUUUGCGCUGAGAAUAAACUUCAGCGCAAAUUCAAAUCAUCCGCACCUGCUUUUCUACAAUUUGCAGCUCUCAUAUCACCACGCCGCGUGUAUUCAUCGUACUGCUCAAAAAUUAUCACCAGUGGAAGAGCACACAAGCUGCAGCAGCCGAACUGUGACAUCUCUCCAACAUUACGGACUUUGCUCAGGCUGGCAGGCUGCUGCACAGGCACCAUGGAGAAAAAAUCACCAAAAGCGGAGGGCUCCGCCAAGAGACACGAGUCCCUGUCCUACCAACGGAGGAUGUGGAAGAAUUUCCAGGAGAAAACCAAGCCCUGGCUGAGUCCUAAACUGGGAUCGGAGCGUCGAGGAGCCGCCGGAGGCGCAGAGGGGACUAAAAAGGAAUCUGGGCUGUGGAUGUUCAAGAGGAAAAAGAAACAGUUGGAUCGGGUGUUUUCGUCGUCACAGCCGAACUUAUCCUGCUCCGCGCCGGUGUCUUUUGAUGGAGACAUGUCCGCAGGAGGUGACGCGGCCGCAGGAACGAGUUCGGACGUGCAGACGAGUCUUGGCACAGCUUCUGGAGCCACGGGCAGCAAACCGGAGCUGACGGCCCACGGAAGCCCCAAACUCCUCGUCUCACAGCUGAUGGUGCAACAACAGAAGAGCUCCUCUCUCGGUUCGGCAUGCUUCGAGAAGCUGGUGGUGGAUCCGAUCAUGUCAGAGGAUCGGCUGCGUAAAAACGCAAGUGAUUCAGGCAUCAGCAUUGUUGGGCCCAGUAAUGCUGAGUCACUGUCUCAACCUCCUGGUCCCGCCAUGUAUCAGCUGGAUAUCGUCUUAAAGAAAGGGAAAAGCCUUGCCAUUCGAGAUCGAACAGGGACCAGUGACCCAUAUGUGAAGUUUAAGAUAACAGGAAAGGAGGUGUUCAGAAGCAAAACCAUCCACAAAAAUCUGAAUCCGGUUUGGGACGAGAGAGUAACCCUCCUGGUGGAAACUCUGAGGGACCCUCUUUAUGUCAAGGUGUUUGACUACGACUUUGGGUUUCAGGAUGACUUCAUGGGCUCAGCGUACCUCCAUCUGGAGUCUCUGGAGCACCAGAGGACUCUGGAUGUGACCCUGGACCUGAAGGACCCACAGUACCCUGAACAGAACCUGGGCAGCCUGGAGCUGUCUGUCACCCUGUCACCAAAGGAAGGGGACACAAAGGAUGCUACCAUGCUUUUGGGGAGAAACUGGAAACGAUCCAGUAAGCAUCAGAGCAUGCGCCUGUCAGAUGUGCACAGAAAAGCCCAGCUCUGGCGAGGUAUAGUCAGCAUCAGUCUGAUUGAAGGUCGCUGCCUUCAGCCGAUGGACGCCAACGGCUUCAGCGACCCUUAUGCCAAAUUCAGGAUGGGUCACCAAAAGUACAAGAGCAAGACGAUUCCUAAAACUCUAAACCCCCAGUGGAGGGAACAGUUUGAUUUCCACUUGUACGAAGAGCAAGGAGGCUUUGUGGACAUCACAGUCUGGGACAAAGACGCAGGCAAGAAGGACGACUUCAUGGGAAGGUGCACCGUUGACCUGUCGCUUCUUAGCAAAGAACACACGCACAAGUUGGACCUGCAGCUGGAGGAAGGUGAAGGAGUUCUGGUACUGCUCGUCACACUCACCGCCUCCGCGGCCGUCUCCAUCUCAGAUCUGUCCAUCAACAUGCUGGACGAUCCACACGAGAGACACCAGAUCAUGCAGCGCUAUAGCCUCUGGAGGUCCUUCCACAACCUGAAAGAUGUUGGCGUGGUGCAAGUUAAGGUCAUCAGAGCCGAGGGACUCAUGGCAGCAGAUGUCACAGGCAAAAGUGAUCCAUUUUGCGUGGUGGAGCUGAGUAACGACCGACUGCAGACUCACACUGUUUACAAAAACCUUAACCCAGAGUGGAACAAGGUCUUUACUUUUAACAUCAAGGACAUCCACUCAGUGCUUGAGGUCACAGUUUACGACGAGGACCGAGACAGAAGUGCAGACUUCCUGGGGAAAGUGGCCAUCCCUUUACUAAAUAUCCAAAAUGGAGAACGCAAAGCCUACGCCUUGAAAAGCAAGGAGCUGACAGGGCCAACAAAAGGGGUCAUCUUUCUCGAAAUAGACGUGAUAUUUAAUGCUGUGAAGGCUGGUCUCAGGACGCUGACUCCCAUCGAACAAAAGUACAUCGAGGAGGAGCCUAAAGUGUCCAAACAGGUUUUCAUCAUUGUUGUUUGGAACUUUGAGAUUUAUAUGAUUCCUCUGGCUCUGCUGCUUCCUCUGGCCUGGAACUACAUUCUCUUCGCUUCGGGGAAGGAUACGAGACAAGAUGUGCAAGUGGUGGAGGACCUGCUAGAAGAUGAGGAUGAGGAUUUUGACAAAGAUGACAAGGACCCUAAACACGACCCCUGGGAGGACAGCUGUGAUAAAAACCAUAUCAUUGAGGAUAUGUUGGCUUCCUGGCACUUUGAGUGGAUUCGAGCGAUGGUGGACUCGGAGAAAAAGGGCUUCAUGAACAAGCUUUAUGCCAUUCAGGACGUGUGCAUCAGUGUGCAGAAUGCACUGGAUGAAGUGGCCUCCUAUGGCGAGAGGAUAAAGAACACCUUUAACUGGACUGUGCCUUUCUUAAGCUGGCUUGCGAUCGUGGCUCUUGGAGUGGCCACCGUCAUCAUUUAUUUCAUUCCCCUUCGAUUCAUCGUGUUGAUCUGGGGGGUGAAUAAAUUCACCAAGAAGCUGAGAGACCCUUACACCAUUGAUAACAACGAGCUGUUGGACUAUCUGUCCAGAGUACCCUCAGAUGUUCAAGUGGUGCAGUACAGAGAGCUGAAACUGGAUCCCAAUCCCAGUCCAAAUAAAAGGAAGAAAAACAACCCCGGGUUCUGGACUGGAUUGAGAUCUGGUGACUGUGUUGGUCGUUGGAGUGCAGUGAACUCGUGGUCAUGUUCUAGAAAACGAGAUGAUCUGAGCUUUGUGACCUGGUGCAUCAUCCUGCUGGAAGUUGCCAUCAGAAGAUAGCUCCAUGUGGUGAUAAAGGGAUGGAGAUGGUCAGCAACAAUACUCAGGUAGGCUGUGGUGUUGAAACCAGGCUCAGGUGGUACUGAGGGGCCCAACGUAAGACAAGAAUAUGUCCACACAAUUGCACCACCAGCGUGAAGCAGAGAUGCAAGGCAAGAUGUAUCCAUGCUUUCAUGCAUGUUGGUGACACCAAAUUCUGAUCCGACUAUUUGAACGUUGCAGCUGAAAUCCAGACUCGACAAACCAGGAAAUGUUUUUCAGUGACCCACGAUCCAGUUCUGGUGAUGCUGUGGGAAUUUUAGCCUCAGCUUCCUGUUCUUAGCAAACUGAAGGAACACCUGCUGGUCUUCUUCUGGAGUCAAUCUGCUACAAGGUUCAACAUGCUGUUCUACAAACCUUUGGUUGGAACCAUGUAUUUGCACUACUGUUGCCCUUCUGUCACUCUGAUCUCUGACAUCAACAAGGGGU